This is a messenger RNA of Candidula unifasciata, 1520 nucleotides long. Lineage: Eukaryota; Metazoa; Mollusca; Gastropoda; Stylommatophora; Geomitridae. The record is from the annotation of a GenBank genome assembly.
AUGGAUAGCUAUACGUUUGCAUUUGCUGGUCCGGCGUUUAGGAACAAGGCAAGAUCAUUUUUAUCGCAGUUCUCCGACUCUUUCAGCGCUUUCUCAAAAUACAUUGCACCAUCCUACCACCAUGACCGAUGCGAAAGGUCUGUGCAGAUGCGUCUCUACUCACUCAACAAAAGGCAGUUUGUGUUGGUGUUUGUGACAUUCUUUGUCUGCUUUCUGGUCUGCGUACUUGUGGGCAUUGCAGGUCCACAUAUAAUAGAUUCAGAUACCCUGAAUGGAACUUUGAGUUACAAAGAACCUCAUAAUAAACAGACUGGUCCGUUUAUCCUGAGGUCACCCCCAAUGUCAACAUUUCACCAGCAACUAUGGCUUACUGCUCGGGUCAGCAUUUCCAACAGUAGAGGUUCCAGAUUUGAGCAAGAAUUUAAGAUGGGCAUAAUGAUACGAGGAGCAAAUGGUGAUACCCAAGGUUUAGAGGAAUCCACAACAAACCCAAGUCUUAGUACAGAAAUGCAUAACAGGACACGAAGACUGAAGUGCACUGGGGAAAAUUGUGAUGAGCUGAUAGUGAUGCACCUGGGAUUUUUAGACUAUGCUUAUUACUACAUCACAGUGGCAUUCCAUGACUUGGAUAGUGAGAAGCUGGAGAUAAAGGAUGUCAUGUUUACGUUCAAGAGCUACAACCCAUCAUUCACCCAGAUUGAGAUUUGGAUUCGCUUUGUCUUUCUUGUGCUGACAUUCUUGACAACUUGUUGGUUUGCACAUAGUUUACGGAAAUUUUCUUUACGAGAUUGGUCCAUAGAGCAGAAAUGGAUGUCUGUGCUUCUUCCCCUGCUGUUGUUGUAUAAUGAUCCGAUCUUCCCUUUAACUUUCCUGGUAAACAGCUGGCUGCCAGGCAUGCUAGAUGGACUCUUUCAGGCUUCUUUUCUCAGUGCCUUGCUGCUCUUUUGGUUAUGUAUUUACCACAGUGUUCGGCAGACUGAUCGACGAUUCGUUAGAUUCUAUAUUCCGAAGAUUUUCAUAGUAGGCCUAAUUUGGCUGUGUGCAGUGACAUUGGCUUCAUGGCAAGAGUAUAAUGAACUGCAGGAUCCUACCUAUUACUAUAGAUUAGAUACUACAAAUUUUGAGGGCUUUAAAAUCAUGUUCUUCAUUUUUGGAGGCUUCUACUUGUUGUAUCUUCUAUAUCUACUUGUCAGAGCAUAUGCAGAACUCAGACUUAUGCCCUACUUUGACUUGCGGCUGAAGUUCAUGACAGCCUUGAUGGUGAUCGUUGUUUCUAUCAGCAUUGCAAUCACAUUUAUGAGGUUCGGAGGUGGCGUAUUGCAGGACAACUUUAUAGCAGAGCUCUCCACCAACUAUGAGAACUCAGCUGAGUUUGUCUCAUUUUAUGGUCUUCUCAAUUUCUACAUGUACACGAUGGCUUUUGUUUACUCGCCAUCUCCAAAUGCCAUGUUUGAAACUCACUUCAAGGAUAACCCUGCCCUAUCCAUGUUGAAUGACUCAGACGAGGAAGUUCACUAUUC